CGAUCUUGCACCUGCUCCGAAGUGAACCGCUUGUAUACAGCUGCUGCAUCACCCCUUUAUAUUUUUCGGUUCUCCGUGCCGCGUUAUCCUCGUAAAUGCAGAAAUCCUGCAGAUGCUCGACGAAUUUGCGGACCGGCUCCGCGCGGUGUUCGUACAACAGGUGGAAUAUCCCUGGCAGGCGUAGGUAUAUCGAGAAAUCUGGGUUCCGAAAAAGUUGAAACGUUGAAUGGACCAUCUCGAAUGAAGAAUCCUUGCGAAGGAAGAGGAUGUAUGGAACGUUCGUUCCCCCCCCACCUGUAUUUCAAAGCCGAUCUUCACCAGGUCGGAAUAGUUGACGGUGUAGCUUACCUGACCCAAUGCAGCCCCACUCUCCCGGACAUUCUAUACCCCCACCUGAAUAACUGACUGAAAUCACUGCAUCUUUUCAACCAAUAAGAAGUUAGCUUCUCAUUCCCGCGCAAUGACGUCAGGCGUCGGCGUCUCCGCAAUCACGUCAGACGCUCGCUGUAUACGGUGGCGGGGUCGCCAUGUUUCGUGCGUGAAUUUUGACGUCCGAUUUCAUCGGAAAUUCUAUUUUGUCACGAGAUUUUCGCGUCUCAAAUUAUCCGUAAUAUAACAGUGAUUAUAUUCCGCAAAGAUUCACGCCGGAAGUGAGCAGGUCGAAAGGUCGUGACCUCACCCACGCUCGGAGGCCCCGCCGCUACAAGAACUCGAGGAACUCCGAAUGCCACUAAUGGUAGUAGUGGUUCGCUCGAAAAUCCAGUCGCCAUAUUCCUAUACCUGAUCGACAACAAAACUUUCCCGCAUUCCUCGACUAAUCGCGACGCACCUGACUGACCACGGUACCUGGUGAUCGUUCGGACUAGCCGGAUAGAUCGGAAAAUCUGUUAACGAACGAUCGUCGCCGUCCGCAGUUGUAAAAAAUGUGAAUCGAGUGCAGGUGCAAAGUUCCGGAACCGAUAGUCGUGCAACGAUACAGUUCUGCCAAGUUUAUUGGGUUGUAAAAUUCUGGAAAAUCAUUGAUCCGUCGUGCGUGAUGCAGAUCACAUGAUCGGUAUUAGUAUUUAACAUCGACAGUGAAUCGGCUAUGGAAAUACAACGAACGCUCUGACUCUGCCUCGGAUCUAAUCGUCACUUUCGUGAUACGUUCUGUGUAAGAAAUUCAAAAAGAAGAAAAAAAAAAAAAACGAAAAGUAACGUACGCCCCUCCAAUAACAGUGAUGAUAACGCCGAAAUUUAUUUUCAAAGAAACGUUAAUCGACCGCAGAAAUCCUUCCGCCCGAUGAUCAGAUUGGACCGGAGUCUGCGAACUAUUAUAAUAAUAAGCAGUCGGUGGCCCUCUGAAUUUGUAAAGGCGCACGCCUCGCUGACCCAGAUUCGGAUCACUCGGGUCACAUUGGUUCCGUCCGAGGAGGAGUUCGCGAAAUUUUUUUGAAAUGGGACGUAGCCCUGCCCCGAGCUAAUUCGGCCGCAAUGUCCAAUAAGAAUAAAACCCAGCACCAGCACCAGCAGCAGCAUCAGCAGCAGCAGCAGCAGCAGCAACAGCAAAAUCAGCAACAGCACACAGCGCACAUGAUCAAGCCAGUUCAAGACACGGUACCACCAAGGUAUCAACCUCCUCCGCAGCCGACGACCGGAAUCCUUAAACAUCAUCCGCACUUUCCACCUGCCUCAUCGUCUCAGCAGCAGCAGCAGCACCAGCAGCAGCAACAGCAAAGUAAUAAUAACGUGGUUAAUACUGUUGGAUCGGUAGCGACGGUAGCAACGAUCGCGUCUUCGGGUGGUGCGGGUUCGACGGGAAACGGACUUCAUCCUCAGCAGCAGCAGCACCACCACCACGUUAAUCAUCAGCAACUUCAGAGGGUGGCGCAGACCCAGCUGAAAGAUGUGCAAAGUAAAUUUCCUGGCAAGAUAAUAGCAGCGCAGACCGACCAUAGUAACCCGAGUAAUCCGACGACGGUUAAAAAUUCGGCGGCCCACGGAUAUAUUCAGGGCAAAAUACCUCAGGGUCAGAUAAUACCUCCGGCUAGCCAGUAUCCGCCUACGCAAAUAGUGGCGAGGCAGAGAAUAAGUGACGAGGAUUUCCUAAGGCUUGGACCAGUGGAGAUGCUCAAGUUCGUUAGAAAAACGGAAACCGACAUUUCGAGGGUCGCCACUGAGCAGAAUCGACAGAUACAGGGACUGUUGAACGAGCUUCGGGCCCUGAAGGAGGCGAAUCAGCGUCUGAGUGACGACAACCAGGAGCUGAGGGACCUUUGCUGUUUUUUGGACGACGACCGUCAAAAGGGUCGAAAGUUGGCGCGGGAGUGGCAGAGGUUCGGAAGAUACACCGCGAGUGUGAUGCGCCAGGAAGUGUCGGCUUACCAAAAUAAACUGAGACAGCUAGACAACAAGCAACAAGAAUUGAUAAAAGAUAACCUGGAGCUGAAAGAACUUUGUCUUUAUCUCGACGAGGAGAGAGGCGGCGGCCAAAGGGACGACGGGGACGGUUCAAGCUCAAGCACAAACGCCGAAGAGACCGUGCCACCGAGGUCGAGACACACCUCCACUUUUAACGACCAAACUAUGCAGUACGUCAGGAGUCUGGAACAGCGAGUGAAACAACUUGAAGAGGACAAAAGCGUACUUCAAGCGAGAGCGCAAGGGUGGGAACCACCCCCCGGAGAAGUUUGGGAAAAUCCAAACUGCAGUCCCGCGGAUGCAACGCCAUUAGGAGGCCGACCAGAAGCCGUUGUUCGAGCUCUACAAGUUCUCGAAGUCAGAGAGCAACUGGAGCGAGAAGGUGGCCACGACGGAGAAAAGGCGCUCGUCCGAGAAAUGUGCAACGUUGUUUGGAGAAAGCUAGAGGAAGCGCCCCAGCCGAGACAUUGACUCUGGGGUUGAUGAAUGAAGAAUCGACAAAAAUAACAAUUGGAGACAGCAAACCUGCCGAGCUAUGAUAUUAUAUAGGUAUAUGACAGAUUCGAUUAUAUUUGUAUGUUGAAAUUGUAAUUUUUACAACUGUUUAUAGUUCGUUUAAGUAUAAGUCCCGCGUAUUGCCUUUUAUAGUAUUACAUAGAUUAUUUUAUAAAUAUCGACGAUAAAUAAGUAAUUUAUAAAUGUACAAUAAUUAUUAUCGUGUUACAAUAACGAAUAUACGUUAUCCGUUAUCAAUUUUUGAAAAUAAGAAUUUAUUUAUAAAAAAAAGGAACAAUUAUAUAUAUAUACAUCUAAUGCCGUUAGCUUGCCCAGAUGACUGUUAAAAUAAUAAAAAUUUAUUUUUAUUAAA
Molecule: messenger RNA, 3268 nt
Organism: Athalia rosae (coleseed sawfly)
Lineage: Eukaryota; Metazoa; Arthropoda; Insecta; Hymenoptera; Athaliidae
Gene: Ccdc85
Product: coiled-coil domain-containing protein 85C
Exons: 4
Coding region: 1474-2871 (465 amino acids)
Source: RefSeq, a predicted model, not a curated record